AUGAGCGGCGGAGGAAAUAACGUCGUGAAUAAAGUAUUCUACGCGACGUCGUAUCAUCCGAUUCAAGCCGGAAGUAUCGACGGAACUGACAUUGCGCCACACGAUAACGGUGUCCGUCGAGCUCUCCUCUGUUAUAACGCCGGUUUAUAUGAUCCUUCUGGUGAUUCGAAAGCCGCCGGAGAUCCUUACUGUACCCUUUUCGUGGGUCGUCUCUCUAAUCUUACUACGGAGGAUACUCUUCGAAAGGCUAUGAGCAAGUAUGGUAGGAUUAAGAGCUUGCGCUUGGUCAGGCACAUUGUGACUGGUGCUUCAAGAGGAUACGCUUUUGUGGAGUAUGAGACUGAAAAAGAGAUGCGUCGUGCUUAUGAGGAUGCUAAUCAUUCAUUUAUCGAUGAUCGAGAGAUUAUUGUUGAUUAUAAUAGGCAGCAACUGAUGCCUGGAUGGAUACCAAGAAGAUUAGGAGGUGGACUUGGUGGUAGGAAAGAAUCCGGACAACUUCGCUUUGGUGGACGAGAGAGACCAUUCCGCGCUCCGUUGCGACCAAUCCCUCAUGAAGAUUUGAAAAAGCUCGGCAUUCAGCUUCCACCUGAGGGAAGAUAUAUGUCACGCACACAGAUCCCGUCACCUCCUCGGAGAAAAGGAAGUGUGUCGGAUAGAGAGGACGGAUAUUAUAGGGAAAGGAGUUCUGUAGAAAGGGAAGAAGAGCAUAGAAAGUCUCAUCACAGUCAUAGGAGGAGCUCACACACACAAAGUUCCCAUAGAAGCCGAACGAAAGACAGAGAGGAAGGUUCCAAGACAGAGUCUCAGUCUGAUAGAAGAGAGAGAUCACGAGGCAGAGGAGAUCGACAUGGUGACAGUAAGGAAGAAGGUUAUGGCAGCAGCAGAAGAUCACACGACACAGAAGAAGAACGUUCUCUCAAACGUCAUAAAAGAAAAUGA
Messenger RNA from Arabis nemorensis, 939 nucleotides. The record is from the annotation of a GenBank genome assembly. Lineage: Eukaryota; Viridiplantae; Streptophyta; Magnoliopsida; Brassicales; Brassicaceae.